Molecule: messenger RNA, 4084 nt
Organism: Mugil cephalus (flathead mullet)
Lineage: Eukaryota; Metazoa; Chordata; Actinopteri; Mugiliformes; Mugilidae
Gene: rab22a
Product: RAB22A, member RAS oncogene family
Exons: 7
Coding region: 277-861 (194 amino acids)
Molecular function (GO): GTPase activity; GTP binding
Source: RefSeq, a predicted model, not a curated record
GCCGUAGUUCAAGAUGGAGACGAAGCGAUUCGGUGGCUCCACUGGUAGCUAGCUAGCUGUUUACAACAAAAUAUUUCACAAUAUGGCUAAAACGACGGGCUGUUGUACAGAUUAACCCUCGCACUUAAAGAUAUUACCCAACCGGAAACGUGCAUUUGUCAGCUUUUGACCACGAUGAAGCGAGGUUGCGUGUAAACACGGGGCACCUGAAGAAUUAUUCAAGAUAAAGGAGAAAACUGUCAAUGAUCAGCAUCUCAAACUCGUUUUGAGAUCGACAUGGCGCUUAGAGAGUUAAAAGUUUGUCUCUUGGGGGAUACUGGAGUUGGAAAGUCUAGUAUUGUUUGGAGAUUUGUGGAGGACAGCUUUGACCCAAACAUCAAUCCAACAAUUGGGGCGUCCUUCAUGACCAAGACGGUGCAAUACCAAAAUGAGCUGCACAAGUUCCUAAUCUGGGACACAGCAGGACAGGAGCGGUUUCGUGCUCUGGCACCGAUGUACUACAGAGGCUCAGCGGCAGCCAUCAUUGUUUAUGACAUCACAAAGGAGGAGUCUUUCCAAACACUGAAGAACUGGGUGAGAGAGCUACGCCAGCACGGCCCUCCUAAUAUAGUGGUCGCCAUCGCCGGCAACAAAUGUGACUUGUCAGACGCCAGGGAAGUGCCAGAAAAGGAUGCCAAGGACUAUGCCGACUCCAUCCAUGCCAUCUUUGUAGAAACCAGUGCCAAGAAUGCCAUUAACAUCAACGAGGUGUUUAUAGAGAUAAGUAAACGCAUCCCAGUUGUAGACACAGCCGGAGGAAGUUCAGGGAAGAGUUUCAAACUGGGAAGGCAGGCGUCAGAGUCUCGCAGGACGUGCUGCUGAUGACACCAGUGAAUAGUGUCUCCACUCGACCUGUGACCUGACCUUUGCGUACCCCUUUCGGUUUAAAACCACCACACACCCUCCCACCACCAACAUCCGGGCUCAGCAGGGCCAUUAUGACUUUCAUAGCAAAUACAUUUUUAUAAACACUCAGCAACGAUAGGUGUUAUCCUCAUAUUUGCCAUCAGGAAACACACUUCAGGUGUGCUGAAAUACUCAGUGAAAACCCCCAUAUGUGCAAUCUUCCUGGCUUCUGUAAUGGACGCCAGCCCCUGUCUGGCAAAUUAUAUGCUGAGACUGAUCAGAGGAGCUUUGCAGCUACAGAUUGGUGGAUUCAGAAGUCAUUUGUACUUGUAAAUGUGUACAAAUCUACUACUUUCAACCAAAACAAAAACAAAACAAUGAAGUGGUUAAAUGUCACCUAAUUAUUUUGAUAGGACUUAAGUUAUUGCCUUUUUUUUUAUGAGAUCUCUCUCUGGACAUUCAUCAUGAAGGAUCCAUCUUUACAGGUAAUGUGUCUGCUCACCAACUUAUAGAAGAUUUUUGAAGGAAGACGUUAAUGUUAGUAGUGCUAAUAAAAAGCCUGUCUCUCUAUAAUGUAUCGCGGUGUAGGCUGUUUCCCGGUGCAUUCAUGAAGGAUUGUGCACUUUAAAGUCCUAUUGUGUGAUUGUUGUUUCGUUUAAGGCAAAAUAUUGCAGUCACAAAGUUAAAUAUGCAGAAAUAUAAGGUGUGUGGGAUCGUUUCUUCUUCUUUUAUUUUUUAUCGUUUGAAGAAAACAUUUUGUGAAAUGCUCUUAUUUGAUUUGAUACCAAACUUAUGUGUGGGGUAUAUUCAUCUCUGGAGCCGGGAGACAGUUCGCUUACAAUUAUUCAGUCUUCUCAUGCGAGUCUGCCAAAAAGCAAUUAGACAUUUAAUUUCCUUAAAUAGCAAACUUUGUUAUUGUUCUGUCUUUGGCCUGUAAGGCUGUUUUGAUUGCCACUUGAGAAUGAUAACAAAUUGUUGUCGAGUAUAUUCUCUGUGAUCAGCAGAACCUCACAGUCAACAUCUCCCAAUGCUUUAAUCAGAGCUUUAAAAUAGUCACUGUUGAUUAUUAAAUGAUAACAGCUCCAGUUGCUCACAUCUGUUCCACAUCUCCUCUAUUAAUCACUGAAGAGGUACCAACACAAUCCCGUGUGAAGUUCCCCACAGCGCACAUGGCAUCGAGCUUCUAACCCUUAUUUCAACCGUUCACCGUCUUUUGCUGCUACUUCACAUCAGUUUAAUAGGGGGGGCUGCUUUUUGUGAGGUCUUGCCAAAUUCUUUAAUUGUCCCAUAAAGAUUUUUCUUCUCUUGUGUUUUUUUUUUUUUUUUUUUUUCUUUAACACGCAAUCAACCCCCGGCUCACGCAUUCUGUGUUGUUUUACUACUUGGCUUGUGAUGAAAACAAGAGUUCUGGAAACCUCAUUCAGAGGAAACUCAUAUUUUACAGCUCAGAUCUCCCGUUAGCACGAGGCGGAAAGUCAGACGUUGAACUGUGUCGACACGCCGACCCCUUAUUGAACCUUGAUGUCCGCUCUGAUCUGGAUUAAUGCAGGCGCUUUCUUCCAGAAUCUGCCUUCUGAUGUUCUUCAGCUUUUUCUGUCUCAUUCCUCUGAAUUCCUGCAAGGUGAUCUUUUAACUGUGGCUCAGUGUACAACAGCUAUUCACAGAGCCGUGACCCUGAGGCUGUGUUGCAGGCAUUGAACUUAGGUAGCAGUAAUUAUAUCCCAAUUUGACGUAUCUAAACAUGAGUUUUGUUCUUUUCUUUUCAGCACAAACAACUGUUUGCCUUUACACAUCUUAACUGUAUUUGUGGUUUUUCGAUGCAUUGUGUACUAAGUAUUGUUGCCUGGUUUUCAUUUUUUAUGAGGAGUGCAAUAGUUUGUAGUAUGACCAAUUCAAAAUGUGACCUAAUCCAAGGAGAGUGACACUUGCACAAAAAUCUAAUUCCCUCAGAUUCUAGCUGAUGAUGCCAAUAAGUUUAUAUUGAUCUCAUUUCAUACUUAUUUGAGAGCAUUUAAAAAAACAAAAAAAAACAAAGGCAACUUUUGUUGUAUGAGCUUGCCAGAAAACUGAAACAAAUCCAAGUGUCUUCUUCAAUUCUGAUUGGUUGGUUUGUUUAUAUCCGAAGCAUCUGUGGGUGGUGCACACUUGAAAUUCAAAUGAGUCCGCUGCGAGUUUACUUGAUAUACUUCCAUGGUCCUGCACUAGUCGGCGCGUGCGCUAUAUAUUGAAGAAUCUCAGCCAUCUAAGUCAUGGUAUAUCCAAAAAAAUCAAGCUAAUGCAAAGGCAACUGGACUUAUUUAACAGACGCCAGUCGUGUGGGAUCUACGUGCUCACCACCAACAGAUGUUUCAAAUAUGUCUCUUGGAGACUGAAGGACAAAAUACUUGAAUGUUAAAAAUCGAUUGGCUGUUUUUGAUAAUUCAUUCAGCACUACAUGUUAAUGCCAACUACUAUUUAUCAAAGCUUCAGCAGUUUCUUAAGAAAAAAAGGGAAUUUACACCAGUUCUUUGAAAGUCACACUUUGACUUUCAAAGUGUCCCAUAUUACGAACACUCUGCCUCCAGUCUGUUACUAUCUCUGUGAAAUCACUUGAUCAAAUAAUCCUCAGACUUCUUAACGUUAUUUUAGGUCAAGAGCUAUUUGCUCAGUUCUUAUUGCUUUGAAGAACGUGGUGCCCAAUUAGGUCAAAACUAUCCAACCACACCACACAUAAUUAAUCAUUUUAUAUUGUUGAUGUGAUAUAACGAUUUAAGUGCUAACCACAUAAUUGCUUUAAAAAAAUGAAGGUUCAUUUUGACAUUGUACUUAAUUUGGAAACAUGAGGCAUGGAUAGAAUAUAUGUGCCAGUAGUUUUGCAUUGAAAGAUAACAGUAGUCUUGGGCUGGCCCUGGGAAUGUGAUUGAUCUAUGUUAUGUAUCUUUUACAGUGUAAAAUAUAAAUAAACCAUCGAAUUGCACACAAAAUCAAUUACAUUAUAUUCUGAGCAAGUUGUGUGAACACAAUAUAUCUGUGCGCCAUUUGCAGUAAAUCCAUUAGCGAUGUAGUUACCAUAUUUAGCUUUUUACUAUGUUUCAUAUUGAUUGUAACAAAAUGCCUGAAAACACUUGUUUGUAGUGGAAUUCAAAACGUGUAAAAAGGGAACUGUCAGUUGUUUACUAAUAAAAGAUUGGCAAAAAUGUUAUUUUCUCAUUAUGACGUA